GCGCUGGGAGCGGCGCUCGGCGGCGCCUCAGGUGCGGCGCUUGGGUGCCCUGCGGCUCGGCGACGCCUCAGGGGGACUGAAGAUGGCAGCUGGGAUGACUCUCCAAGAGCUGGUGAAUCAGGCAGCUGGCCUGCACUCUGACAGGAAGGCAGUUUGGUUUGAUGAAUGCAGUGGCAAGCCUCCAGCAUGCUACACCUAUGCAGCAGUGGUGCAGCUCGCUGUGGAAUUGACAGCCUGCCUCCAGAAGCACUGUCAGCAGCAAGGGAAAUGUGAAAUUGGCCUUUACUGCUACCCAGGAAUAAACUUACCUUCUUGGAUCCUAGGAAUCCUUCAAGUGCCAGCUGCCUAUUCUCCUAUUGACCCAGAUGCACCCCCAGUGUUAUCCACUUACUUCAUGAGGAAGAGCAAUCUGCAGUAUGUCCUUGUUGAGAAUGACAAAGUCAAUAAGUUCCAGAUGUCCCACGCUGGUUGGUUUUGCCACGGUUCCUCCCCAGCAGAACAUAUUGGUUUAACUCUCUUCCAGAGAAGCUCGAGCAGCACUGAUGUAAAUCCACAAGCAGACAAGGUGAAAAGGAAAUAUGAACCUUUCAGAGCUGUGGGUGACUUGCAGCCAACCAACAUCACUCACCCAGCUCAAACUGAAGGAAAAACAUCAUCAGGAGGAUACAUGGAUGUUGGCCAGAAGUGCUCCCUAGCAUACGUCUUGCAUACAUCAGGAACUACAGGGACCCCCAAGAUAGUCAGAGUGCCUCAUGAGUGUAUAGUGCCAAAUAUCCAGCAUCUUCAGUCCCUGUUUGAAGUCACACCAGAGGAUGUGCUGUUCCUGGCUUCUCCUCUGACAUUUGACCCCUCUGUGGUUGAGCUGUUCAUUGCCCUGGCGAGUGGAGCCUCCAUCCUCAUAGUACCAAACACCAUUAAGAUGAUGCCUGUGAAGCUCUCUGCUGCUCUGUUUCACCACCACCAUGUGACAGUGUUGCAGGCAACACCAACACUUCUCAGGAGAUUUGGAGCUCACACUAUUAAAUCAACAGUGCUGUCUGCAGAUACUUCGCUUCGUAUCUUAGCCCUUGGAGGUGAAGCAUUUCCUGUGCUGAGUCUCUGGAGAAGCUGGAAGCACAAGGAGAACAGAACAAGCAUUUUUAAUCUGUAUGGUAUUACUGAGGUGUCAAGCUGGGCCACUUGCUACAAGAUUCCUGAGGAGGUUUUUAGUGCUGAUUUUAGAACUGAUUUCCCUGUACCUUUGGGGUCACCACUCCUUGGAACAAAAGUUGAGGUCAGAGAUGCCAGCGGUUCUGCAGUUCUGGAAGGCGAGGGACAGGUGUUUAUAGGUGGUGAAGAGAGAAUCUGCUUUCUUGAUGAUGAAACAAGCUUACCUCUAGGCACAAUGAGAGAAACAGGGGAUUUUGUGAGAGUGCACAGUGGAGAGUUGUUCUUCUUGGGUCGGAAAGACAACCAGAUCAAACGGCAUGGCAAGCGCUUCAACAUCGAGGCGCUGCAGCAGGCUGCUGAAGAUCUUCAUCAGGUAGAAGCUUGUGCAGUGAUCUGGCAUCAGCAGGAAAAGCUUAUCCUGUUUGUUGUACCCAGAGAUGAUUUAGAAGAGAGAGAAAUGCUUCAAGAACUCCAGAAACGUGUCCCAGCUUAUGCAGUCCCUGAUCAGCUUGUACUGAUUGAAGCUCUGCCAUUAACCCUACAUGGCAAAGUUGACGUCUCUGAGCUGAGCAGGAUUUACCAGGAGCGUGGAGGCUGCCGCAGGCGUGACAGUAAGCUGCGCGGCGCAGAGGACUUGUGGGCAAGCCUGCAGUAUUUAUGGAAGGCUGUGCUGGGUGUCCUGGGUGAUGACACAGGGAUCCCAAGAGAUGCACUAUUCCUGGGCAGUGGUGGAGACUCCUUGAAGGCUCUGAGGCUUCACGAUGAACUUGAGCUGCUGGCAGGGAAAGCUGUGCCAGGACUCCUUGAAGCUAUUCUCAGCUGCUCCAUUGAGGGGGUCUAUAGACAUAUCCUUCAAAUCCUGUUUCCAGAUGAAGGGAAAUUAAUGAACUGUGACAGUGGUGUGAAAAGAAAACCAAGUGGGAAGAGUGGAGAGGAGCUGCAUGGCAAACACAUCAGGCUGAAAGCUGAGAGAGGCCUGGAGGCUGCUGCAGAGUUCGUUCCACUGAUCGCGAUAAGCAGAGGAAAUCAUUUUCUUUCUCUGAAUGCCAUCAAGUCCUUUCUGCAGCCCAGGAGUGCAGCAGAGGUAGGAGUGGAGCUGCCACAGCAGCCAGCCUCUCUGCACGCAGCGACUGCAGGUGUCUUGCGAAGCCACACGCAAGGCUGUGGGACAGAGAAGCGGAUUUUGGCAGCUGUGAAGCAGGCAAACGAAGCCAGCUCCUGCUCGGCACAGCGAAGCCAUGCGGCAGCAGGAGUGCAUCUGUGCCUUAGGUGGAAGUCCAACACAGGGAAAUGCGUUGAUGCAUCACCUCUGGUCGUAGUCCCAGCUGCAGAGGCCACACCUGCACUUGUGUUUGUGGGCUCCCACUCCCACACAGUGCAGGCCAUCGAUCUGGAGUCAGGGGAAGUAAUCUGGGAGAGGCCCCUUGGAGAUCGGAUUGAGUCUUCUGCCUGCAUGUCCAAGUGUGGGCAUUUCCUUGUGGUUGGUUGUUAUGAUGGCUUAGUUUACGUGCUUCAGAGCAGUGAUGGAGAAGUCCACUGGACCUUUGUCACAGGAGAUACUGUGAAGAGCUCUGCAGUUGUAGACCCUGGCAGCGGAGUAGCCUACAUAGGCUCCCAUGACCAACAUCUCUAUGCCUUGGAUAUUUAUCAGAAGGAGUGUGUGUGGAAGGUGCACUGCAACGGUGGAGCUGUGUUUUCAUCUCCUUGCCUGAGUUCUUUCCCACAUCACCUUUAUGUUGCCACUCUGGGAGGACUGUUACUGGCUGUAAACCCAGUGACUGGGAACACGAUCUGGAAGAGCUCCCUGGGAAAACCCCUCUUCUCCUCCCCUCACUGCAACGAGCACUGUGUUUGCGUUGGGAGUGUGGAUGGCAACCUCUAUUGUUACACUCACACUGGAGAAAAGGCUUGGCACUUUGCCACCAAUGGACCUGUGUUCUCCUCUCCAUGCAUCUCAAGUUUAACUGAGCAAGAGGUAUUUGUCGGCUCCCACGACUGCUUUGUCUACUGCUGCAGCAUGGAGGGUCAGCUGCUGUGGAAAUUCAAGGCUACUUCCAGUGUGUAUGGAGCACCAUUUGUUUUCCAAAGUGAUGGCUGCAAGGACAGGAUUCUUUUGGCAGCUGUAUCUACAGAUGGCAGAGUGUGGAUCCUGAAUGCCAAGACUGGCACAGCAGAAGGAGCAGAGAAGCUUCCAGGAGAGGUUUUCUCUUCCCCCGUAGUAUGGGGCACAAAGCUGGUUGUUGGCUGUAGAAAUGAUUAUGUUUAUUGCCUAGAUUUGUGUGUAACAGGGAAAAAGACCAGCUGAGACCCUGGGCUGCUUCCUUGUGAGGGUUUACAUUGGGAAAUUAAGAACUCUCCCAGGUGCUCUCUGCCUAUUUUCCCUGUAGGCAAGAACUGUUCUUUGCAGAUCUCUGGGGUAGCAUUUUGCACCAGGCAGUGGCCAGGGUAGGUAGAGAGGUUAUUUGGUGCCUUGCUGGCCUGAUAGAGGGGAGAUGGCUACUUAGCACGCAGCUAGAAGUGUCACUGUCCCUCCCUCAUUCCCCAGCUCCAGUUGCCCAAAGGACAUGGUUCAGAUGGUUUGGAGCUGAGCAGUAUGAACAUGCAAGUGAGUAGCCUGACCUCAGUCACUUGCACUGUGCUAAGGUGCCCUGCUCCGAGUGUGAACACAUUGGCCCCUCUGAGGGAGGAAGGUCCAGCCUAGCCUGGGCCCUGAGGUUCCUCUGUAGCCUGUGCCUAGCUCUUGCAGGCUGGUGAGGCUUCUGUGCCAUGGCAGGGUACCCCAGCUCCUUUCCUGACCCAGACUCUUCACUUGCUUUCUGAGGACAGAGCCUGCAUUGCACAUCCCUGGUCUUAGUGACCUGCUUGCUCAGGAUGUACGACCUCAGCAGCUCAUCCAUAGUGACCUUAGGCCUGCCGUGGUGUCAGCUCAGUCAAGCAUGGCCUUGGAAGUCAGGAGUCAGCUGUGCUGAACUGGGGAACAGACCUAGAGCUGGAUGAUUACUGCAUGCCCAUGACAGGCAGUCUGGGAGGUGUGCACUGCUCAAAUCACUGGCAGCAGGGACCUGACUGAGUGCUCCCUGCAGUGUCUUUACAGAGAGCUGCUAAUUAAGGGCUGUGUGAAUUGCCUUUGGAGUCUCUGACAGGACUUACAGUGGACCUGGCAAGGUGACUCGAGUCUGUGCAGUGACAAAAGUGCACUUACUGAGAGCAGCUUCCUGCUUAGGAGCCUACUGAAAGAACCACAGUAGAAGGUAAGAUCUGAGUCUCUACUUUGAAAUGUAACAGAGUAGAAGCUGCCCUGGGCUGUGGUGCUUCACAGCUGCUUCCUCCACUUUAUCCUUAGCAGCCACUUGUGGCACUGUAAGAAGUCGUUCAUAAAGCAAAAGGAGACAGAAGAAGAAGACACCCAGCAGUGCUUAGGUAGACUUGCCUGGGUUAUAGUUUACUAAGAAUCCAAAUGACAUCAGUAUAAUAAACAAUUGCACUUUGAAACAGUUGAAAAAUUAAAAAAGUACACAACAAAUACCCCACAAUUAUACCUCUGCUCCACUGUGUCCAGUGCUGCCUCAACAGAGAGCUUCAGCAGCUCUAACCUGGGCAGGAGGAAUGGUGGUUUGGGUGUGGAAGUUACAAAAAGUGGAGACAGUGCUAUACUACAGAGUGGUUUGUCCAGUUCUGACACCAGCUUUGCUGUUCCCAGCUCACUGCUGAGGGCUUGGGGUUAUUUUUACACAUGCCCAACACUUCCUUAGACAGGGCUGCCACAAAGCCACACCUGAGUGCUGUGUAGGGCAGACUGGUGUUAACUGACCGUGCAGUGUCGCUGCUGGACGCAUCCACGUCAGAACCAGCACCCAGGGUGACACCAGAUGCCUUUAUGGGUGAGGAAAGCCUCUGCUUUGAAGCUUCAGCUGAAGCCCAUCUUCAGCAGAGGCUCUGUUUUGAGUGCUGUAAAUGGGUUGGACUGGGAAGCUGCAUCCUUGCCUCACCCACAACUGCACCUCCUCUUGCUGUGCUUUGCAGGGUGCCAACAUCUUAACUCUUGCUCCUCAUUUACUUCAUCUUCUCUGUAUUUCUGCCUGGCUCCUUCUCUUGAGAAAGACUCGUGAAGGUAGAUUUGAGGCAGUUGAGUUCCUGUGAUUACAAGUGUAGAGACGCUGAAGAAGUGCAGAUUUAGCUAAGCUGCACCAAGUCAUGGUGCUGGCAGAGCAAAAAUCCUCCUGGCCAGUUCUUCAGGUGAGCUUGCAGAGAUCUGACUUGCAAGGCUUUGGUCUUUUUUUCCUCAGAGGUCUGAAAGCAGCAGUGACCUCUCUCUGUAUAGAACCUUUUUAAUACUUACAGCAGGGGUUACAGAGGAAACUGACCAAACCCCAUGGCUUAGAGAGACCCAAGGGAAGCCCUCUUGCUGCUGCACAUCUGCUGAGGGCAGUGUGGCCAUUGUGCUUUUGCUGUUGUCACCAUGGGACUGAGCUUUUGGAUGGGAGUGUCUUCAGGCAUGACUUCUGCUGCCAAGCCCUUUGUGAGCCUUGGGAGGGGAGGACAGGGCAGGCUUCCUUCUGUUUCCUGCAUCAGGUAAAGUGCUGCUACUCAGGCUGCAUCCAGCAGUUUGGCUACCAUACUCCCAUGAACCAAGUGUGGUGAGACAGUUACUGUAAUGAAGCAACUUCUGAUGGAAAUGUCUCCCUGGACGAUGCUGUAAGCCCAGAUGAACCUUUGUGGUCAUAAAAAGGAGCCACUUAGAGUGGUUAGAGGCUUCCUUGUAGAACAAACUCGGGUGUGUAUUUACUAGGGUGACUUCUCAAAGUGUAGCCCCAGCUCUUCCUGUGGGACAGUGAGGACAGCAACAUUUUUAUUACACCAUGGACUUUGUCCUCUUUUGUAAGAGGCAGCGUGUGACCAUUUCUGUUUUAGUGACAAGCAUAAUAAAGUGUUGGAUUGCCACAGCAGAUAACCUGAGAUGGGCUGAGUAAGCUCCUUCCUGGAGCUGCACAUGGAGUAAAACCAGGCAGAAGGCAGAAUUAAACACUCCUGAGACUGACUGGCUUCAUUUUCUGUUCUCAGUUAAGUUCUGCAAAUCUUCCUCCUCUAGGAACUGAGACAAAUUCUGCAGUUACAGGAGCACAGGAGCAGUUUGCUCACUCUAGUUCCAGUCAACUGAUUGCAGGUUGUAGCCUACAGUGGCUGCCUCUGUGCAUCUUAAACAUGGCCAAACUCUCAAACAGGGAUGCACCAAUGCCCACAGUGACCACUGACUCCCUGGCUUCUUUCAGACACUGAGUUUUUGCCUCAAUCAUUUCUUUUCUUUAAAGGUAGGAUAAAAUGUUCUCUUCCUAGGAGUGAGGGACUGCAGGCAUGGUGCAUUCAGCCUGUGAUGAAGGACAUGAGCUCAGCCUUUGGCUGGUAGCAGCCUUCUGCUUAGCCUUUGCAGCUGAAUGGCAUGGCCUUGGUGAGGAAGCUUUCGGAGAGCAGGACUGACAGCCCCUACAGUUUAACACUUAAAAUGAAAGAAGAGAAGGCAACAUGCAUCUUGCCUUCAUUUUCAACAAGGGAGCGCUGACAAAGUCCCUGGGCAGAGAGCUGCAGUUCCAGAACCGAACACUCACAGAACGCAAGGAGCUCCUGAGCUGAAGGUGUGGUCUUUAGGGUGAUGCUGAAGCUGCCAGGCAGUGUCUGAGCACUCUCAGCUUGUCGAGGGAGUCUGGCUGUAGAAUCUUUGCCAUGCCCCCUCAUCAGCUAUUGGUCCAAGCAAAUGACGCUAUGAGUGGAGUAGACUUUAUGGUGAGCUAGAGCAAAAGGGGGACCAGUUCAGUUUGCAGUUCUUUCAAUACAUGCAUUUGCACCUUUUCCCUGUGUAAAAAGCUGAAUAAAUAAAAGGAAGCAAUUGAUGGGCUGCA
Messenger RNA from Pogoniulus pusillus (Red-fronted tinkerbird), 7043 nucleotides. It is a transcript of the gene AASDH, whose product is annotated as aminoadipate-semialdehyde dehydrogenase. Bases 83 to 3454 code for a protein of 1123 amino acids. Gene Ontology annotation, biological process: amino acid activation for nonribosomal peptide biosynthetic process. Gene Ontology annotation, molecular function: protein binding. The transcript has 15 exons. Lineage: Eukaryota; Metazoa; Chordata; Aves; Piciformes; Lybiidae. The record is from RefSeq and is a predicted model, not a curated record.